This is a messenger RNA of Oppiella nova, 543 nucleotides long. The record is from the annotation of a GenBank genome assembly. Lineage: Eukaryota; Metazoa; Arthropoda; Arachnida; Sarcoptiformes; Oppiidae.
AUGAAUGGCGAUACAAAGAAAUUGAUUGAUGAACUCAAUUGCGAGACAUUCAAGAAACACGACCUCAAGACGGAACUCGAAUGGCUUAAGAAGACUGUGGUUGCCAUCAACAGUCCGAUUGUCUUUUGUCACAAUGACUUCAGAGGCAGUAAUAUAAUGGUUACCAAAAACAACAACAACUCCAACGAUGAGAUAGUACUUUGCGACUUUGAAUACUCGUGCUAUGGGUACCGGGGCUUUGAUCUUGGUACUAUUCUCGUGGAAUGGGGUCGUUCUAUGAACGAUAUGACAAAACUACACGACUUUCUCGAAGACUCGGCGAUUGAAUCACUGCUUCAGCACUAUAUCGACGAAUCGGUGAGAAUUUUUGGCCAAAAGUAUUUGGAAAAUAAAAACAAUUCAAUGGAUCAGUUGCUGAGAGAAGUGAAACUGUUUGUACUGAUCGGCAAUAUAUUCUUCAUUUUGUUUGGUAUACAAAAUGAUGACAACAACGAACAGAUAAUGGAUAAGAAAGUAAUGAUGAUCUCCUUCAAAUACCAAUAG